Molecule: messenger RNA, 702 nt
Organism: Aspergillus mulundensis
Lineage: Eukaryota; Fungi; Ascomycota; Eurotiomycetes; Eurotiales; Aspergillaceae
Product: PIG-F family protein
Exons: 2
Coding region: 1-702 (233 amino acids)
Biological process (GO): GPI anchor biosynthetic process
Cellular component (GO): endoplasmic reticulum membrane
Source: RefSeq, a predicted model, not a curated record
AUGGCCUCCACCACACCCCCAACCCCCGCUCCAAACACAGCACCCCCGAAACCAAAGCCCUCGCAACCCCCCGUCUCAAUCCUCCCCACGCAAUUCGCCCGCGCCUACGCCCUCGCCCAUCCAGCCCUCCUCCUCUCCCUCGUCGUCUACCGCUUCACCUCCGUCGUCGAGAACCCCAUCGCCGAGCUGCUGGGCGAUAUACCCUACCUCGUUGGCCUGCAGGCCGUCUAUGUCAUGGGGUGCCUGCCCCCCGCAGGCAGCGAGAAGGAUCCCUCGGGUUCAGGCCCCGAUGCAAGCGAGCACAAAACGAUCAAGAAGAGCGCUAGUAUAAGCGCGCUCCGGCGUCGCGGGAAGGCUACUGGUAGCGCUUCGUGGUCGACGGGGUUGGUGCUGGUUGCGUGGAAAUUAACCCCCGCCCUCCUCUCCCUAACGCUCACAGCCCUCCUCGCAACACCCGUCCUCGCAAUCCUCCUCAUCCUCUUCGGCGCCCCCUUCACAACACACCACGCCCUGACCUUCCUGUGCGCCGCGCACAUGGCGCUCCUUUCGUCUUUCCCGCUUAUCUAUACGCACGGUGUAGACGGAACUGUAUGGAGGGAGGUCUGGGGCGCGGCUCGGCCACUCGAUGCCGUUUGGGGCGGUGCGCUGGGGACGUGUAUUGGUGCUUGGCUGGGCGCGGUGCCGAUUCCGUUGGAUUGGUAG